Lingula anatina is the source of this 974-nucleotide messenger RNA. Its product is annotated as histone H2A. The record is from RefSeq and is a predicted model, not a curated record. Lineage: Eukaryota; Metazoa; Brachiopoda; Lingulata; Lingulida; Lingulidae. Gene Ontology annotation, cellular component: nucleosome. Gene Ontology annotation, molecular function: protein heterodimerization activity; DNA binding; structural constituent of chromatin.
UAAAAAUUACGUUCUUGGAAGGAGGAUGUGAAGCACUUGUUUUGUAUCAUGCAAAACCAUAUCUACCUAUAGUUAUUUCAUGGACCCUGUAACUUUCUGCUGUUACCAAAAUAUGAUUUCUGCAAAUUAGAGGCUCGAAUGCUGCACAGUGAGAACGAGGGCAAGUUAAGCGCUCUCUUUACCUAUUGGCAGUUAUUCCGACUACGCUGUCUUAUUGGACAGAUUUGCGUGCAGCACUGAAUCCCCACCGAUGGCUAUAAAUACCUAUUUUGAACGAACAUUCACCAUUCUUUGAUCAACUGUCGUAUCAAAAGAAAUCGUACAAGAUGUCUGGACGUGGUAAAGGAGGAAAGGCAAGAGCAAAGGGGAAGAGCAGAUCAUCCCGUGCUGGACUUCAGUUCCCAGUGGGCAGAAUCCACCGUCUGCUCCGCAAGGGUAACUACGCCCAGCGUGUUGGAGCCGGUGCCCCAGUGUACCUGGCUGCCGUCCUCGAGUAUCUGGCCGCUGAGGUCCUCGAGUUGGCGGGAAAUGCUGCCCGUGACAACAAGAAAUCCAGAAUUGUCCCCCGUCACCUGCAGUUGGCUGUCCGCAACGACGAGGAGUUGAACAAAUUGCUGGGAGGUGUCACCAUUGCCCAAGGUGGUGUUCUGCCAAACAUCCAGGCUGUCCUUCUGCCCAAGAAGAGCAAGGCAGCUGCCAAGUAAAUCACUUCUAGUUUACACCUCAAAACGGCCCUUUUCAGGGCCACUCACAAAUUCCUGGAAAAGCUAUACCAAAAAUGAAUGAAGAGUAAAAAGAUUAAUAUGCAAUAAUGGCCAUGAAUAGGAACAGUUAUAAAACAAAGGGUAGAAGACAUGUUCCCUUAAUAAUUAAUAGUGGUCAGAUUGUUUUUAACAACACAAUAGUUACAGAAUCUGUCAAUUUAAACUAGUAUUUACAUGUAGCAUUAUUCCAUGCUCAUACCAUCACUACAC